AGAACAGUAGCUCUCUCUCUCUCUCUCUUGAACUUUGCUUUUUUGCAGCUUUAUUCGGCUAGGCAGCUUGUACUUGUUGAUGUCAACUCUGGAUUUUCAUUUGACCUUUUCAAUCGAAAGGGUGUUGCUUGGGGAGUGAUAUUUGUUGUAUGGGAGAACGAAAUCGUGCGUUUGUCGUUUGAUUCUGGCAAUGUACCGUAAUGUUUGAAUCGGUUCUUGCUAUUGAUGAAAAAGUCGAGGGAUUUACUCUCAAUGGGUCAUUGUAAUUUUCUCCUAAAAGGUUGUUUGGGCGGCAUAUUGUCUGAGAAACUUUCUGGGUUUUCUUUUGUCAAUUGAAUUUCCGUUUCUAUCGGUCUUCUCUUUCCCGUCCUUCUAAAUAAUCAAUAGCAGGUUUUUUAGUUUCUGCAGAGGUUUUAACGAGAAGAGGGAAAUUUUGGAGAAUUUUCGAUAUUUUAGUUCUGAGUCUCCUUAGGUUUCUUGUUUACUUUCCUGUUUGGUGACAUUUGUUUACGGUUUGGUCAUUGUCUAUUUUUUGUUGAGAACAUUAGACGCUCUUGGUAUGUCAUAUCUGUAUAGAGUUUGCUGUGCUUUUAGUCGAACAGCCCAAGAAGAAUGCACCUCCAUUUUCAAAUUUGGUCACUUAGCGUCCUGUAUUCAGAAGAGAUGGAAGAAGCCAGUAAUUUCUGCACGGAUGCGGUUGGAGGACAGAACAAGGGAUAUUAAAUUCGAUAAGCUGGUGAGAAAUUUGAGAAGAUUGAAAAUAGUACUGAGGUUACAAAAAUUGAUCUUGGAUCGAAAGAGUCCUUAUGUGUCUGUGCAAAUAAUUUCUAAGUGGAGGCGCAAGGUUUCUUUGAACAUUGGAAUGGGGAUUUUCCUGAGAAAGUAUCCUCAUAUAUUUGAGAUUUUUACUCAUCCAGUGAAGCGGAAUGCCUGUUGCAGAUUGACUAGGAAAAUGAUUGAAUUGAUUGAAGAGGAGAACAAUGUCAUUAGAGAAAUGGAAUUCGUGAAUACCCAGUGUUUAAAGAAACUUCUGAUGAUUUCGACCAAUGGGUCACUGCAUAUUCAUGCCAUAAGGUUGAUCACUCGUGAAUUAGGGUUGCCUGAUGAUUUCAAAGAUUCAAUCAUUUUAAAGUAUCCCAACGAUUUCAGAAUGGUAGAUAAUGAAAUAUUGGAACUGGUGUCUAGGGAUGAAAGUUUGGCAUCUGCAGAAAUUGAAAAAUGGAGAGAGAAAGAGUAUACAGAAAAAUGGUUGAGUGAAUUUGAGACCAGAUAUGCUUUUCAAAUUCAAUUUCCAACUGGUUACAAGAUUGAGAAGGGUUUUAGGGAGAAACUGAGGAAUUGGCAGAGACUCCCGUAUUUGAAGCCCUACGAAAAACCUGUAAGCAUUCGAGUUCGCUCUUGUGGAGGGGUUGCUCGAUUUGAGAAACGUGCCGUUGGUAUUCUUCAUGAGUUCUUGUCUUUAACUGUGGAGAAGAUGAUUGAUGUUGAGCGCAUCUCACACUUCAGAAAGGAUUUUGGCAUGGAAAUUAAUGUGCGAGAACUUCUUCUUAAGCACCCUGGCAUCUUUUACAUAUCGACAAAAGGGAACACCCAGACUGUUUUCCUUAGAGAAGCAUACAGCAAAGGCAACUUGAUAGAGCCAAAUCCUGUCUACGUUGUUCGCAGGAAGAUUCUUGAUCUGCUUUUGCUUGGUCAGCGGUGCGGUAGAGGUUUGAGAUUAGAGAGAAGUGAACAGUUGCAGAGAAGAGCUGGAAUUGAAGUUAGAGAAGGCCCAAGAGAUGGAGAUUGGGUGAUUCCAAUUUUAGAUGAUAUAGAAUCUGAAGCUGUUGGUGGUGAUACCAGUAAUGAAGAUGAUGAUGAAUCUCUGUAUGAUUUGCAUGAAGAGGUUGGUGGUGAUAGUAUAGGUAAUGUUGGUGAUGAUUGUGAAGGUGAUGAUGCUUAUUUCACUAGCAUCAGUGACGGAGAUUCUUGCAUUGAAAAGUAGCAGAAUGUGAGGAAAUGCGAAGAAACUUAUGAAGUCCUUCUAUCCAUGGAUGUGCAUGCACCUGGGACUUCUCUCUAGGUUUGAAUCUUUGAGCUUAUCUGAAUAAAUCCUUCCCAAUAUUUGUUAUUGCUAGGAUCAAGGAUGGUCAACUGGAUGCAAGAAAAACUUUGCCUACGCAAUUUUCAAGCGGUGGCCUAAGUUGUUGCAGAUACUGCCACAAAGUCAUCUAUUUUAUCCAACCCUGAUUCUGUUUGAAGGAACGUUGCAAAACAUAGUUUCUUCUUUGUGGUUUCAUUUGUUGGUGGCUUCGGGUUUCCAUGAACAGAUGCUUUCGCCACUGGUGCAAUCUUGAAGUUGGAUCCUCACUGCAGGUCACGAUUUUCACUCGGUUGGUUUCUUCUCACUAGACCAACAGCCACGCACAUCUACGAUCCAAAGGAUUUGAAUGCAACAAGCAUGCAACAGAUAACGAGUCUGCUCAACAGCGCUUUGCAUCUGACGGCCUUCCAGCAUCUGCAUCGACGCAGUUAGCUGGUCACAUUCCUAGCAGAUGAUAAUCGUAUGUGAUUUUUAGUCUAAAGGGCUUUUAGCCUUUUAAUUUGUGAAGUAUGUGACCUUGAAAUGUAAACGAAACGAUGUUAAAUCUCCAGUAGUAUGUGUCGCACUUACCACAGAUGAUGCUGUUGAAGGUUUAAUGUUUUGCUUCAAGAUGACUCGCAUUUAUCUUCAAGGAUGCGAGCAUAUAUAAUUUGUCA
Messenger RNA from Nymphaea colorata (pocket water lily), 2739 nucleotides. Its product is annotated as protein ROOT PRIMORDIUM DEFECTIVE 1. Lineage: Eukaryota; Viridiplantae; Streptophyta; Magnoliopsida; Nymphaeales; Nymphaeaceae. The transcript has a single exon. The coding region runs from base 560 to 1984 and encodes 474 amino acids. The record is from RefSeq and is a predicted model, not a curated record. Gene Ontology annotation, molecular function: RNA binding.